Messenger RNA from Colletotrichum karsti, 2316 nucleotides. RefSeq names its product het domain-containing protein. NCBI's taxonomy places the organism in Eukaryota, Fungi, Ascomycota, Sordariomycetes, Glomerellales, Glomerellaceae. The record is from RefSeq and is a predicted model, not a curated record. Bases 1 to 2316 code for a protein of 771 amino acids. The transcript has a single exon.
AUGCGUCUGCUCAACGUCGACACUAGAAGGUUGGAGGAAUACUUCAACAAUAUUCCACCAUAUGCCAUCCUGUCACACCGUUGGCGCGAGGAAGAAGUUACUCUGCAGGACCUCGAUCGUCCAGACCACAAGACGAAGAAAGGGUACGUCAAGGUCGACAGGAGUUGCUGGCUGGCCGCGAAGCACGGCUUCCAAUACGUCUGGAUCGAUACCUGCUGCAUCGACAAGACAAGCAGCGCGGAGCUCUCCGAGGCAAUCAACUCCAUCUUCAGGUGGUACGCAGAUGCCUCCGUCUGCUUCGCCUUCCUCGAUGAUGUGCAUACCGACGACUCUCGGCAUGUUCCCGCCACCCAGUUUGAAAGAAGCCUUUGGUUUACGCGGGGCUGGACCUUGCAGGAGCUCCUCGCCCCCAAGAGCCUGAGGUUCUACAGUAGCACGUGGGUGCAUUUCGGCACUCGGUCGUCCCUAGCUGAUAACAUUCACGUCGCCACCAAGAUACCAACCCCGUUUCUUCGGGGUGAGCAGGAUUUCCGCACGGCGGGGAUCGCGGUGCGCAUGUCUUGGGCCGCCAGGCGUGAGACGACCCGGCUGGAGGACAUGGCGUACUCGUUGCUUGGAAUCUUCGACGUGAACAUGCCACUGCUCUACGGCGAAGGGGAGAGGGCGUUCGAACGACUUCAACUGGAACUUAUGAAUCGAACGCCUGACGAAUCCAUACUUGCCUGGAGCCCCUCGCUCGAGGUUCUGCAGAAGAAGUCCUCGGACGUCAUGUUCGAACGGUUCCGGCUUUAUUGGAACGCCAUUCAUAUCAUGGGCGCAGGUUCUACGGGUAGCCAGGAGUUCAUGCAGUACUAUCGCGAAUGCGCCUACGAGCCUUCAUCCCACGGGCUCCUCGCCCGCAGUCCCAAAGAGUUCGCAUGUUGGGCGGGAAUGUCGGCCACGCCCAUGGGCGAAGCUAGAUCUGUGCUGGAAAUGACAAGUCGUGGUUUGCGGAUCACCCUGCCUCUUUUCCGACUCGAGAAGCUGGCCUAUGGCUUGCUGAACUGCCAAAUCGGGACCAAUUUCUCAAAGGUCCUCGCGAUACCCCUUUUCCAGUCUUCUUCCGCCGACGAGUACGUCCGUCCACGCAUACCACCGUGCCUGUUGGAUGUCCCUUGGAAUGUGACGCGGCACAUGCCGCACCACACCAUCUUCGUCAAGAAGGUCGAGCAGGCCGACGGCCCUGAGUACCCAGUGUGGAAUUCGGGCUUCAGAUGUGGAUUCGUUCGGUUCCAGAUCGUACGCGGGCCCGUCGAACUACCGGAGCGGUUGGUGGAGGUCUGGCCGGCAGAGGCGGACAAACGGCAAUGGAGUUGCGUGUGUCCGCUUCCUGACAGGUACCAGAAUUGGCAACGGACGAUGCUACACUAUUCCAGUGGUAGGUACGGGGCCGACGAUAAGUACGACGGGUUUGUCGUCGUUCUGGAACCGCGAAGUUUUGCCCAUGCACUUUUCUCGCUGUGCCAGGUUCCUCCCCCUUUUGUCUGUCACAUCGUUCGCAAGCCCAGAAAUCAGUCACUCAAGGACAUGAUGACGGGACUAGACAUGUCACGAGUGAGCAACGAACUCGUGCUGGAAGACGGUCCUCGUGGAGCCGUGGUAAGGAGACAGUCGUUUCUCAAGCAUGAGAUGUUCACCGUCGAAGUAUACGGCCAUCGAUUUCCGUACUUUAAUCCCGUCUUCAAGCGCAAUGUCUAUGGAAAGGUGGACCCCGACGCCUUGAUUCGCUAUCUCACGCGAGGACUCGGCGUCGGAGGAGCCUUGAGCUUCCUCGCAGGUUACGUCCACGAUAGCUGGGCCUUCAGCUGGCGAGAAUUUCACUUCGUCUUCAUGGCCAUGUCAUCGUGGGGAUUUCUGAGCGACAACGUCGGCAUCGCCGACAUACUCGUGUCGCUGAUGCUGGUGACCGUCUUCUUCGCGCUCCGCUUCAAAGCUCGGCUUGCCGCGCGCGCCAUCCACGUGUCGAGCAGCGACACGACGGACGACGAGGUCGCGUACCGUUACUGGCACCUCGACCUGUCAUUCGUCUACUGCUUCUUGCUCGCGAACUCCUAUGUCUACUACCGAACCUAUCGACACGGGGAAGACCUGAGUGUGGUCCUGGUGCUGCAGCUCUUGUAUCUAACUUCGUGGGGCCAGGAACCUAGGGUCCUGCAGUCGCAGAGUGGGGGGUUGGUCUUCAAGGCUUGGGAGGUGUUGCGUUGGGUCUUGACGUUUUCACCCAUGUUGCUCAUCCCCGCGAUGCUGUCUGAGACGGAAUGGUUUCGAGGGAGUUGA